Messenger RNA from Paramecium pentaurelia, 1964 nucleotides. The record is from the annotation of a GenBank genome assembly. Lineage: Eukaryota; Ciliophora; Oligohymenophorea; Peniculida; Parameciidae.
UAUGCAACCAAAAGAAAUUCACCAAUAAAUACCUCCCCAAACUACUCCAUAAUAAAUGAAGACUAUCAUUUUCAUAGAAAACUUAGAUUAGGUAUGAAUUUCUUUUAGUACAUUAAAUAGGGUAUUUCAGAAGAUUAUCUAUAUCGUAAAUUUAAAGAAGUAGGUGAAAUACAAAGUUUAAAGAUUACAAAAGACAAGACCACACAGAAAUCAAAAGGAUAAGCAUUUAUUACAUUUGCUCAUCCUGAUUCUGCUGAAGAAGCUAGAAAAAAAUUUAAUAAUUAAGUUUUCAUCAGAAAUAUCAUCAGAGUUAAACAAUACUUCAAUUAUCACAAUGCUGAUAAAAAAGCCAACAUCUUCAUCAAUAAUCUCUCAGAAGAUGCUGAUAUUUUAGAAUUGGAGUAAGAAUUUUCAAGAUUUGGAACUGUGUUAUCUGUUGAUAUUCAUAGAGACAGUUAAGGAAAGCAAUUAAAGUAAAUAAUAGUAUAUAAUAAUUUUUAGUUAUGGUUAUGUUCAAUUUGAAAAGAAGGAAGAUGCUGAUAAUUUGAUUAAGAGAAUUAUGAAUCAUCCAAUGACUCAUAAAGGAAAGUUAUUGAAAUUGGAAUCAUUUAAAGCUUAAUCUGAAAGAAAAGUUGAAUCAAGUUCAAUCUAUUUAAGAGCCUUUGCUAAACCUUUACAAUAGAACUAUUUUGAAAAAGAGAAGGUUGUCAGAGCUAUUGAACAUGGAUGGUCAUUGAUUAUUAAAGAUUAUUUCACAAAACAUGGCUUUUAAAUUAAAGAUUGUUUUGUUAAGAUUGAUUAACAUACAAGAUAACCUUGGACAAUGAUCUCAUUCGAAACAUCAGAAUAAGCAAAAUAUCAUUUAGAUAUUUGUGAAUUAUCAAGAACACAUCCAUGUAUAAAUUCAGGUGCUCAUCAUGCAUUGGAAUUAAUUAAUAAACAUGGUCCACCUGUCAAUAGUGAUGCAAGUUAAGCUUUCUCUGUUGCUGAAAUUACUUAAGCAUUCAAAGAAAUGGCAUAAGAUCAUAAUGACACUUUCAAAGGAGAAAGUGAAAACUUCUUUUAUAAUAUGGUCUAUAGUAAAAACUUAAAUCCUGAUGACAGAUUGAUUCUCGUUUAAAAUAUUAAGGAUGAUGUUACAAAAGAAUAAAUCUUAGAUUUCUUAUCAAGAUUUGGAAAAGUUAUUCGUUUAACAAUUAGAAAAACUAAAAAUCCAAGAUUUUAGGUUUAAUAAUGUUUUGUUCAUUAUCAAACAAUGGAAGAUUCAAAGAGAGCAAGAUCAGAAAUCUAUGAUGAUAAAAAUGAAGAGAUAUCUAAAAUAAAGAAGUAAAUUUUUAAGGAUGGUCAUGUUAUCAUGAAUAUUUUGUUAUCUAAAGCCAUGAGAAAGGAAUUCAAGGAAAUCAAAAAAUAAAGUCAAAGUAUCUUCCAAAAUCCAGGAGGAAGACAAUUACUCUAACCACCUUUUGCUGGAAACCUUCAAAUGAUGCCUCCUCAAAUGCCCUUCCCUCCUGGAUAAAAUGGAAUGAGACAAAUUCCCCCAAGAGGAGGAAGAGGUGGUCCUUUCACUAUGGUAAGACCCUAAGGUAUCAGACCUCCUCCCAUGAAUAAUAAGCCUUUUUAACCACCCCCUAACAAAGUGGUUACAUCUUAGACAUUCAUCUAAGAAUUUUCUGAUUACACAUUAAUUUAAAAUAGAAUGGAAGAAUUCUUAAAGAUUCCUCAAAGUGAUUAAAGAAAUGUACUUGGUAACCUACUUUUCUAAAAAGUCUUCGAAGUUGUGAAAGAUAAGGAGUCAACUAAAAAAGUUGUAGGUACAUUAAUAUUGUAAAUAUUUAGGUAUGCUCAUUGAUCCAUCAUAAUUUGAAAUUGGUGAUAUAUUGAAUAUGUUUGAAGACAGUUAAGAACUUCAAACUUAUAUUGAUGAUGGUCUUGCAUUGAUUAAAGAAGAAACUCAAAAAUGAGUU